AUGACUCUUCGAAAAGAUAUCACCACGGGAAAUACCGCGAGCCCUAAGAUCGAGGACAACGUUCAUCUGCUCGUGCUGAUUCACGGAUUAUGGGUAGGUUCCCCUCAACACCUGGAUGUGGCUCGUCAAGAGGUCAUGCGCGUGCACGCCGAGUACGCUCGAUGUCGUACGGAUGCCAGCCGACUGCACGUCAUCGUUCCUACCGCGAAUAGGAGUACUCUGACGUAUGAUGGCAUGGACGUAUGCGCUGCAAGAACGAUGAUGGAAGUCAAGCAGGAAAUCCAGAAGCUAGAAGGCGCCGGAAGCAAGGUCCGCGAGUUUAGCGUGAUGGGUUAUAGCCUAGGCGGAUUGGUGGCUCGAUAUUUUGUCGGUUUGCUGUAUGCUUCCGAGCAUGACUUCUUCCAGCGUCAUCGCCCCGUCUCGUUCAGCACCCUCGCCACACCGCACCUUGGUAUUCUCAGAUACAAGAACCGGUUCUGGCAAUGGGUCGCCGUGAAGUAUGGGCAUCGACUUCUAGGUCGAUCAGGAGAUCAACUCUACUACAAGGAUCAAUUCGACAAUGAAGGCGGGGACACUGAUGAACAGGGCCGCGAGCGCGAUCGAAGGCCGUUGUUAGAGGUGAUGGCGGACCCCGCUGGCAUCUUCAUCAAGGCGAUCAACAAGUUCGAAAGCAUUGCCAUUUUUACCAACGCCGUGCAAGACACCACAGUACCCUACCCUACCGGCGCCAUCGAUUCCGACGACCACUUUGUCUACGACCCAAACGACAUAACUCGGGACGAUGUCGUGAUCGAAACCGACAGCGACCAUUUAAUUACCCGCUGGUAUACCGUGCCUCGGGAAACCGAUCAGCAAUGUCCUCCACCCAACUACCGGGAGCUUUACGACGUGGAGAAGAACAUACCGAUCAACGUGCCUAUCAACGCGGCGCACGAGAACUUUGUCUUACGGGUCGAAGCCAUGACCGAUACGCCAACAGCGCCAAGCUGUCAGAUACCUUGGAUGUCUCCGUACUUGCCGCCAGAGGAUAAGCGUGACAGCCAGACGAUCGCGCUAGGCGCGUCACCAAAGUACGCCUCUUUCAGGCUGGACGACCGACACUUUGCGGUCUCGAUGAUGCGUAUCAUCUUGGCCAAUAAGACGAAACGCGCCAGCCCGUCCGUCCUGCCUCCAUUUCUGAGGUUCAAGCGGCCUUUCAACUGGGUGAGUUGA
Messenger RNA from Filobasidium floriforme, 1212 nucleotides. Its product is annotated as putative serine esterase-domain-containing protein. Lineage: Eukaryota; Fungi; Basidiomycota; Tremellomycetes; Filobasidiales; Filobasidiaceae. The record is from RefSeq and is a predicted model, not a curated record. Bases 1 to 1212 code for a protein of 403 amino acids. The transcript has 4 exons.